CAUUAAAUGCAACUAAUUUUGAAUCGAAUUAAAUUAGUAGUUUAUUUAUUACUCCUAUUGCAAAAUUUAAACUAUAGUAUCAAUACAGUUCUUUUCUGUGUUUUCUCUUAGCCAUGUCUCUCUCACUCACAUACACACUCUCUAUUCAACAGAACCAUAUUUGUACUCAUUCACUAUCUGUUCUCUUUGAGUAUUGUUUUACCUUUCUUAUCUCUGCUUAAAUUUUAGUCUUCCAUUUUUUAUUCAUUUUUCGGUGGUCCAUUAUCUCUUCUUCUUACUUACAUUUCAUACUAUUUCCAUUUCCAUUUCCAUUUCAUUCUAUUCCGUGUCAUGCUUCUACUUCCCAAAUGAUCGUUUAGUGUAUGUGAAAAUGCCUCAAAGGUAUAAAAGACCUCUCUAGGAUCACUUCUUGAGGAAUCUUUGGCAUAAGGUUAUAUUUUUAGUUUAGUCUUAUAGAAAAUUAAGCAAACUAGUAAGAGCCAAAAAAUCUUUGAUGGUUAUGGUCAUUGAGUGAAAUCUGUGUUGUGUUGAGGAAGGAAAUUUUAGUUGGAUUAUUAGUUUAGUGGCGGUGAUGAGUCGAGAACAAAAGAAGCGAGGGAAUCAUGACAAAGUUUCUGAUGGUGCUGAGAAGGUUAUUGUUGCUGUCAAGGCAUCAAAAGAAAUUCCAAAGACUGCUCUUGUUUGGUCUCUGACUCAUGUUGUUCAACCCGGAGAUUGCAUUACAUUGCUAGUUGUUGUACCUUCACAAUGUUCAGGCAGAAGAUUAUGGGGUUUCCCUAGGUUUUCUGGUGACUGUGCUAGUGCACACAGGAAGUCAACUUCGGGAGCUAGUUCAGAGAACAAGAAUGAUAUCACUGAUUCUUGCUCUCAAAUGAUCCUUCAGCUCCAUGAUGUCUAUGAUCCAAAUAAGAUAAAUGUCAGGAUUAAAAUAGUUUCUGGAUCACCUUGCGGAGCAGUGGCCGCUGAAGCCAAGAAAGCUCAAGCCAAUUGGGUCGUAUUAGAAAAACAGCUCAAGCAUGAGGAAAAACAAUGCAUGGAAGAGUUACAGUGCAACAUUGUGGUUAUGAAGCAUUCCCAAGCUAAGGUACUUCGCUUGAAUUUGGUUGGAUCACAAAAAAAGAGUAUCGAAGAAACACUUCCAUUACCUUCUGAGGAGCAUGAGAUGAAUGGAAAACAACCCAAGAAGAAGAUUGGUUCUUUAAAGUCCGUAAAAGGAACAGUUGUCACGCCAACUAGCAGCCCUGAGCUAGAGACGUCAUUCACAGCAACUGAAGUUGGCACUUCAUCGGUGUCAAGCUCUGAUCCUGGAACUUCGCCAUUUUUUGUCUCUGAGGUCAUUGCCGAGUCAAAGAAAAAAGAAACUAUCAAAGAAAAUCAAGGAACUGAUGAUACUAUUUCUGACACAGACAGUGAAAAUUUGUCCACAACUUCAGCAAGUUUGAGAUUUAAGCCAUGGAUCGCAGAUUUAUUUUUACAUAAACAAUCAUCUCAACGCGAAGAAGAAAGGUUGGAGAGAUCUUAUAAUAGGCUUCAAAUGUCCACAACUAGAGCUUUGCUAGAAAAGUUCUCGAGGCUCGACAGAGAAGCUGAAAUCGAAAUCUCAUCCUAUAAGACCGACUUGGAAUUCAGUGGAAAUGUAAGAGAAGCAGUAGCCUUAUCUAGAAAUGCUCCACCUGGCGCACCUCCAUUAUGUUCAAUAUGUCAACACAAGGCUCCUGUUUUUGGAAAACCUCCAAGAUGGUUCAGUUAUGCCGAGUUGGAGCUAGCCACUAGUGGAUUUUCACCAGCCAAUUUCUUGGCAGAAGGAGGAUAUGGAUCUGUUCACCGAGGAGUUCUGCCAGAUGGGCAAGUUGUAGCUGUCAAACAACAUAAAUUGGCUAGUUCUCAGGGUGAUGUUGAAUUCUGCUCAGAGGUAGAAGUCCUGAGUUGCGCACAGCAUCGGAAUGUCGUUAUGUUGAUUGGGUUCUGUAUUGAGGAUAAGAGAAGGCUGCUGGUUUAUGAAUACAUAUGUAAUGGAUCAUUGGAUACUCAUUUAUAUGGGAGACAAAGGAAACCAUUAGAAUGGUCUGCAAGGCAGAAAAUUGCUGUCGGAGCUGCUCGGGGGUUGCGAUAUCUUCAUGAAGAGUGCAGAGUGGGAUGCAUUAUCCACCGCGACAUGAGGCCUAACAACAUUCUCAUCACUCAUGAUUUUGAACCACUGGUUGGCGAUUUUGGACUGGCAAGGUGGCAGCCUGAUGGAGACACUGGAGUGGAAACUAGAGUUAUUGGAACGUUUGGGUAUUUGGCUCCUGAAUAUGCUCAAAGUGGACAAAUAACUGAAAAGGCUGAUGUUUUUUCCUUUGGAGUGGUAUUAUUGGAGCUUGUGACAGGGCGUAAAGCUGUGGAUAUAAACCGGCCCAAGGGUCAGCAGUGUCUUACUGAGUGGGCACGACCACUGUUAGAAGAAUGUGCCAUUGAGGAACUGAUUGAUCCAAGGUUGGUAAGUCACUAUUUAGAACAUGAGGUGUCUUGCAUGCUACAUGCGGCAUCAGUAUGCAUAAGGCGAGAUCCUUGUUCUAGACCACGCAUGUCACAGGUUCUGCGAAUUCUAGAGGGCGACACAGUCAUGGAAACGCCGCGUCAUUACAGUGGUUCCCCUUCCCUGUGAAGAACUAAACUACACGCCUACCUAUUGCAAAAACGGUUUGCCAUGAAAAUUGCAUUCUUGUUGUGCUUUUGGAUUUUGUAGUUUACAUUUCUAUAUCUCCGCAACACAACAUAAUUUUGCGUAUCUGUAUAGUAGAGGGAACGUAGGAUAAGCAUGGUACUAAAUGUAUAAAUAUAUAGAAUAGAAGCUAAAACCCUUGAAAUUCUUUAAGAAAUUAUGUAAACAUGUGCCUGUAUAAAUGGCCUUCAACAAACUCGAGAUCUGCAUAGUAUGUGGCUCUUCUGUCCACUUCAAGUGGAUAAAAAGUUUGUUGUAAACUCUCUCUAUACCUUUCUCUACAAUGCUUAUAUGUGUUUACACUCA
Molecule: messenger RNA, 3010 nt
Organism: Cicer arietinum (chickpea)
Lineage: Eukaryota; Viridiplantae; Streptophyta; Magnoliopsida; Fabales; Fabaceae
Product: inactive protein kinase SELMODRAFT_444075
Biological process (GO): protein phosphorylation
Molecular function (GO): protein kinase activity; ATP binding
Source: RefSeq, a predicted model, not a curated record